AUGCGGACCCACCUCUAUUCUACCUUUGUGGAUCUGGCAAAAGCCUUCGACACGGCGACUCACGAAGGACUGUGCAAAAUCAUGCAGAAAUUCGGCUGUCCUGAACGAUUCACUCAGAUGGUGCGUCAGCUCCACGGUGGCAUGAUAUCUCGAGUCACGGACAAUAGAGUUGUCUCGGAGGCAUUCUCAGUGACCAACGGGGUGAAGAAAGGCUGCAGCCUCGCGUCUACCCUCUUCAGUCUUCUGUUCUCUGCCAUGCUAAUAGACGCCUACCGUAACGAACGCCCAGGGAUCCGCGUCGACCAUAGAACGGAAGGCCACUUCCUCAACCGCAGGCGGAUGCACUUCAGGUCGCGUGUAUCCACAACUACCCUCCAUGAACUUCUCUUCGCUGGUGACUGCUCCCUCCAUGCAACUACUGCAGGAGACAUGAAAAGAAGCAUGAAUCUCUUCUCCGCCGCCUGCGAGAACUUCGACCCUAUCAUCAACACGAAGAAGACUGUGGUCAUGUAUAAACCGCCAUCCGACGCUACCUACGUUGCACCCCAAGUCCACGUGAACGGCGCCCAACUGCAAGUGAUGAACAACUUCACGUAUCUGGGCAACACCCUCUCCCGCAGCACCAAAAUCGACGAUGGGGUGGCGUGCCGAAUUUCUAAGGCCAGUCAAGCCUUCGCUCAUCUUCAAAACACAGUUUGA
Spirometra erinaceieuropaei is the source of this 699-nucleotide messenger RNA. Lineage: Eukaryota; Metazoa; Platyhelminthes; Cestoda; Diphyllobothriidea; Diphyllobothriidae. The record is from the annotation of a GenBank genome assembly.